UUGUUUAUGUACCCCUCUGCCCGCCGGUUCGGUCUAAUCUCUCUCGGACUCGUCAUUAUGUGUUUCCGUGUCGAAGCCGACGCACGUCUCUAAACUAUGGGAAGAAAACGUAAACUACAAGAAGUUGCUGAAAAAUCACGGCCGAAACGCCGCCGCAUACUCAGCUCGUCGUCAGACUCUUCGUUGGAUGAAAGUCCUAAUCGUAAUACGAUUGCAACAGUUUCUUCGCCAAGAAGUUCUGUGUACCGAAUGGGCCAUGAUAUGGCACAAGUUAUGCCAAUCGUUUCACCCUUACCGGCCACACCGCCAGCUGUUAUGACACCACAGCGUUCUGCAGAUGCCGAAGAGUUGGACUCAGAUAUUUUAGAAUUACUUGGUGAUGCCCUGAAGCCAAAUACAUGUUUCGGUAAAAGCAUGCACAAGGACGUGGCGGAUAGAUGGCAAGAUAUCUUAGGGAAGGGUUUGCCUAAAGAAACUAAAGAAAAACUUCUCAGUGAAUAUAUGGUUCCGGAUAAUUGUAAAAUGCUAGUUGCACCAAUACUCAACCCCGAGGCGAAGGCGGCUUUAACCGAUGCCACUGUUAAAAGAGACCAUGCUUUAUUGGAUAAACAGAAACAAGUUGGUGUUGCGUUGUCAGCGCUGUCGCAGGCCAUAGACGAAAUUAUAUCAAUUGCAAACAAAGAACAUAAAUUAAAAAUACUUAAACCUAUCAGUGACGCAUGUCGCAUUUUGUGCGAAGUGCAUAAUAGUGACACGAAACUGAGAAGGAAUUUUGUGAUCUCAGCCGUCAACUCGAGUCUCAAGGAUACCUUAAUGGAAACUGGCCGAGACGAUUACUUAUUCGGUACCAAUUUAGCAGAGCGGUUAAAAACCGCAAAAACAAUUCAAUAGUCAAGCGAAUCGCUUCGUCAAAAGUUCAAUAAAAACAAUUUCGUAUCUAAACCGAAUUACAGAACACAUUUAAACUCUCGGGGCCUGCAUCGGGAACAGAAGGUAACGUAUAGAGCCGAUGCAGGCCGCGCACGAGGGCCAGCACGUCAGCCGCCACCGCCGCCGCCCCCCGCCACGCGCAGCUACCGUGCACCUCGGGCCGCGCCGCCGCCGUCUCCCCCGCCGCAGCGCAGGACACGACGCUAGUGCAGAACGAGGUACGGUACGCAGGUCGGUUGCAAUACUUUAAAGACUAGUGGUCUAGGAUAACGAGCGACCGUUAUAUUUUUUCAAUAAUUCAAGGAUACAAAAUACCCUUUUGGUGUACGCCAUCACAAUCUAUUUCCCCAGAAGUUAUUACAAAGU
Molecule: messenger RNA, 1296 nt
Organism: Vanessa tameamea
Lineage: Eukaryota; Metazoa; Arthropoda; Insecta; Lepidoptera; Nymphalidae
Exons: 2
Coding region: 97-891 (264 amino acids)
Source: RefSeq, a predicted model, not a curated record